ACUAUUUUGCGGAAGUCGAAAAUCAGAGAGAGGACAACCAUCAAUACACAGAAAAAUCGGCACAGGUACUCGAGAAAAACGGAAAUUCUUUCGAUUUCCAUGUCACCAUGGUGAUAGAGGGAGCAGGCCGACCCACGACGGGGAUGACCUCCAGGGAAUUGUGCGACAAUGAUGACCUUGCAUCCUCUGUCACAAUUGAUCCCUACCUAGGGUUUACAACUCACAAAAUGAAUAUCAGACACCGUCCAGUGAAGCAGAAAGUCCAGGAUGAGGUCAAACAGUUUAUGGCUCAUUUCGUUAAAGACAAUGUAUAUGACACUGCGCUUGAUGAAAUUUUCCGCAUUGAACCUGUUCAGGCUUUUAUACAGAACAAGAGCAGAGCACAGCAAGCUGUAUUGAAGGAGCAUAUGUGUAGAUACCUGCGGAUGUAUGACCGUAGAGCGGGCUUCAAACUGUUUCCUUGUCACAGAUACUCCAUGGAGGGAAGAGUAGGGGCCAAGAUAUGUGCCACAAAACACUGGUACAAAAAUGACAAGAUCCCUAUGCUGGUUGGGUGUAUUGCUGAACUCUCCAAAGAAGAGGAAGAAAAAGUCCUGAAGCAGGGGGUCAAUGAUUUCAGUGUGAUGUACUCCUGUCGCAAGAACUGUGCUCAGCUGUGGUUAGGACCGGCUAGCUUUAUCAACCAUGACUGUAGGGCCAACUGUCGGUUUGUUUCCACUGGGAGGGACACAGCUUGUGUAAAGGUCCUCCGUGACAUUGACCCAGGGGAAGAAAUCACCUGUUUCUAUGGAGAAGAUUUCUUUGGCGAGAACAAUUGUCUGUGUGAAUGUGAAACUUGUGAAAGGAGGAAGACAGGAGCAUUUAAAGUAGAGGAGUCACCUUCAGUAGAUUCUGAGGAAAAGGGUUACAGACUGAGGGACACAGAUGACAGACUGACCAGACUAAAAGUUGACACUGAGAAGACGAGACCAGUGGCAGAGAUGCUUGGGGCUGCUCCAUACGGCAAUGAAAAUUGGAAUAUACGAGAUGAUAACCUGAAGAAACAAUCACAUCUGUUGAAGAAAUCUGAGCUGAAAAAGAGGGGGAUCACUCGCUAUGAUGCAGAAAUUCUUUUAUCUCAGGGCCUAAAGUUACCAGAUCCUAAAGAACUUGGGGACAAACCUCACCACAGUCUUCGCUCACAGUCAUCAACUGGUGAAGGUCCAAGUGCCAAAAGGAAAAGAUUAUAUAAUAAACGUGGGAAAAAUGGAAGAUUUCAGUUGAAAAAAGGAACUUGUGUAAAAGUAUCAGAACAAGACACAGGGGCAUUAGAAGCUAAAAUCAAAUCACCAAACAAAAGGAUGAGUUUUAGCUUUGAAGAUUCUCGUGAAUGUAGUGUUGAGAGGACAGCAUCUCCCAGAAAACAGGAGUCUGUGAACAGUGUCUCCUCAAGCUCCAUUCCUCGAUCCAGUCCAAGGUUACGUAGAAUUUGCCAAAACAUGCCAAACAGUGAGAUAGCUUGUUCAGACAUUACAAACACAGAGCCACCUCCCAGCAUAAAGACGGAGCAUGUCGGAACUAUUCGUCAGAGUCCAAGAAUCCGCUCCGUAAAAUCAGAGAGAGACGAUAGCUGUCCAAACUUAUCACCUCAGGGACAAGACUGUGAUAUAUCAGACAACUCACUUAGUCAGCCCCCUCACCUAUCAGAACUCCAUGUCACCGCAGUGCCAUCUCUAACCUCCUCACCCAGGCUCCGGCGGACCAGUGUAACUGGGUCAGACACCUGUCAUUCGCCACAGUACUACAGUGAUGCAUCAGGUAGUAUUAAAACUGAAAAUGUUGAUUGUAGUCAGGACAGUGAAAUUUUGGGCCAAAAGUGUGAGGUUGAUGGAAGAAAUAUAUUUGAGUCUUUAUUUGCAGGACUUAAAUCAUCAUCAUCAGCUUCGGUUCAGUCAAGUCCUAGAACUCGAAAUCUGAGUUGUCUCAAUGGGGUAAGACAAAGUCCAAGACUGCAGGAACGUUGCACUCUAAGUCGCUCAAACUCUUUAGGUGAUAGUGCAAAAUCAACAGCUGUGAAGUGUUUAGACAAGCAUUUCCUGAAUGAUUGUCAGAAAGAUGAUUGUGAAAUUGAUGUAGUAGGAAUUGAUCAAGACACAGAAUUCAAUUUUUCAGAGCCCAUAAGUGGCUUUGAAAAACUAAUGUGGGGAUCCAUUUUGAAACCCAGGUCAAAAGUUUCGUCCAGUCAGGAAAAAUGUCAACAGUGGGCGGAACCCAAUAACAAUUGUCACAUGUAUCGCUCGCUUUCUGACCAGUGUCUGACGAAGAAACAACAGAGGGAGCAUCACAAAAAGCGCAAACUCUCCUACUCCGUGACCUCAUCGUUUGAAGACAGUGACGAGACCUCACCGGUCAAAAAGGUCCCCAAAUUAAUCAUCAGGAAAAACAAAGGCCAAGAGGAAGACAUCUUGUUGCUGGAGAUAGAGAGCAAAGUGAAAAGAAAUGGCAAUGAACUUUUUAACAAUGUCAGCCCAGUGAAACCAUAUCCAAAGAAGUUAAGACUCAAGCUAGGGAAUGACUUGACUGAAAUCAAUCUACCUCAAUGAGUCUUAACUAUACUAGACACAUAGUUCCCUCAUUAUUAUUUUCUUUUUGUAUUUAUAGUAACAAUCAAUUCUAUGCAGGGUUUUCCAUUUCAUUUUCCGCCUUUCAUGUGUAUUGACUAUAUGAAUUAGAAAUCAUUUUUCACUAUUAAAACUAAUAGAAUUUUAGAACAUGCAUAAUGUAUGUGAAUUUACUUUCACUCAAGGGAGGUAAUUGGGAACAUAUUUGAAAGAUCUCCCUCUAAAAUGAUAUUUGCUUUUCAAUGAUGAAAGUAAAAUUACCCAAGACCUACAUUUAACUAACACCCAAAUGCCUUCACUUUUCUUUCUACAAGCUUUCAGUAAAGUUUAGGAUUGAAUAAGAAAACUUACUAUGUGUUGCAGUUUAUGCACAUUAGAAGGAGUAUCUUGCAUUACUGCUCUUAUGGGAAGGAGGGGGGUGGCAGAAUAUAUUGAGUGUAGGAAUAAGAAAAAGGGAGAUUUAUUAUUAAGUUGGCUUUCUUGUACAACAUUGUACAUCUAUUUAAUAUUAAUAUUGCUUGUUGUGAUUUUUAUUUUGUAGAAAUCUCCCAAGCUUUUAUCAGUGUGUAAAGAAAAAAAAAACACUGAGUCAGAAAAGAAAUAGAAAUGUGAUAAUUGUUGACAAUAUUUGUUGAGAUUUGUUCCGACUGUUUGCUGUUUUAAUUGUUGUGUUGGAAUUUGUUUUUGUCCUGGUGUUCCCUGUAGCAGCAUUACUAACUGUAGCGUCAUCUUACAAUAAUCGCAAAUAAUGAAGCAAAAUUCACAUUAAUUGGUCAUAAAUUGAAGAAAAUUCAUUUCCUACUGUUCCUGUGGUCCAAAAUAUCUGAAGUUUUCCUGGCUUUUUAUAUGAUUUUGAUAUUUUACUUGCCAGGAAAAUAUCAAAAUUGUUUUAAAAAGCCAGAAAAUGUCGGGUACUUUAAACUAAUUGUUCCCAUGUCUGUUAAGGUUUUUACGAGUACUUUGGACCAUUGUAGUUUUUUUAUGCAUUGUUAAUAAGAGCAUGACUUUUCAUUUAGUAAUAGGCGAAUUGUUUUGGUGGAGAUGUGCAGGGAUUUUCAAGUAUAUUUUAAUACACGUAGGUCUCUAUGUAAGAAUUUGGUCAGUUGAACAAUUGUAAAUUAAAAUACUGUUAAAAUGUAUUAUUUAUUGUGUUGAUAUGACAACAAUAAAAACAAAACAUAUACAA
Messenger RNA from Magallana angulata, 3786 nucleotides. Its product is annotated as histone-lysine N-methyltransferase KMT5B-A-like. Gene Ontology annotation, molecular function: histone H4K20 methyltransferase activity; protein binding. Gene Ontology annotation, cellular component: nucleus. The transcript has 9 exons. The record is from RefSeq and is a predicted model, not a curated record. The coding region runs from base 108 to 2582 and encodes 824 amino acids. NCBI's taxonomy places the organism in Eukaryota, Metazoa, Mollusca, Bivalvia, Ostreida, Ostreidae.